AUGCCACCAAGACUCUCAUUGCAGCCGCUUUCGCGGCAAUUGAAGCCCUGCACCCUCCAACAGAGGGUCGCAAUUUCUUCGACAUCCAGAAAUGGAGCGCUGAAGUUCACCAGCCCGAGCGCGACCAAGGAGCUCAUGGAGAUGGACGAGGGCAGCAAUGGUGGCAGCUCGGGUCUGUCGCCUGGCCAGCCCGGCCAGCUCACGGGAAAUGACCGUCUUACAAGCCUGUUGGAAAAGUCGAACGCGAAGCAAAAGAUCCAGUUCAGAAAGGACGACUUCGCGCAAUCGGCGAAGGAAAACACCAACAGCGCGAACCUGGCGCGGCAAUCGACGCGGAACUGGAAACCCGGCGACAUCUACGCGCCGCAUGACCUGUCCCCGCAGGAGAUGAGGAAGUGGAAGGCGCCCAAGCAGCCGAGCAAGGACAUUAUAGACAUGCUUGGACUGAAUCCUCUGGAUCACUAUAGGAACUUCUCCAUCAUGUCCGAGUUCAUGACAACAAUGGGCCGUAUCAAGCACUCGAAGGAGACUGGACUACGACCGGUGAAUCAAAGGAAGAUGGCCAAGGCCAUCAGGAGGUCUAUCGGCAUGGGGCUGCAUCCUAGCACCCAUCACCACCCAAUGAUCCUCUUCCGGAACAACGGUGACCAAGCCCCAAGAUACCAGAACGCCAAAAUACCUGAUCCUGACAGGCAGAGGAUCAAGCCUGUAUGA
Messenger RNA from Diaporthe batatas, 714 nucleotides. RefSeq names its product mitochondrial 37S ribosomal protein RSM18. Lineage: Eukaryota; Fungi; Ascomycota; Sordariomycetes; Diaporthales; Diaporthaceae. The record is from RefSeq and is a predicted model, not a curated record. The coding region runs from base 1 to 714 and encodes 237 amino acids. The transcript is spliced from 3 exons. Gene Ontology annotation, biological process: mitochondrial translation. Gene Ontology annotation, cellular component: mitochondrial small ribosomal subunit; ribosome. Gene Ontology annotation, molecular function: small ribosomal subunit rRNA binding; structural constituent of ribosome.